Messenger RNA from Recurvomyces mirabilis, 441 nucleotides. RefSeq lists its product as uncharacterized. Lineage: Eukaryota; Fungi; Ascomycota; Dothideomycetes; Mycosphaerellales; Teratosphaeriaceae. The coding region runs from base 1 to 441 and encodes 146 amino acids. The record is from RefSeq and is a predicted model, not a curated record. The transcript has a single exon.
AUGGCUUCAUCUAGCCCAGCUCCUCCUGCCUGUGUGGCGAACGUUCUCGAUGCCAAAUGCUUCUUCAUCACCAAACUCACGCCCGAUAUCCGCCAGAAAAUCUACAGACACCUCUUCCCCAUCUUGCGAACGUUGUCAGCGGCAACACGCCCACCUCUCAUCGCCCAAAUCUGCCAGCUGCUACGUGACGAGGCUCUGGGGAUCUGGCGCGCGCAGAAUAAAUUCGUGGUUCGAUACAGCGACAACGGUGAUAGACCUAGCUUCGGCGCACUUGCUAGGCUAUUGAGGAAGAGUCGCUUGAAGGACAUUACCAACUUGAUCUUGUUCGACGACCUUAUGGUCCGUUGCGGCAAUGGCUGCACCAUCCGCACGACUUUAUCUCUGAGCGGCAAUUCCUACACCAUCGACAUCGAUGGUACGUGCGUAUGCGAUAAGGCCUAA